Molecule: messenger RNA, 864 nt
Organism: Parnassius apollo (apollo)
Lineage: Eukaryota; Metazoa; Arthropoda; Insecta; Lepidoptera; Papilionidae
Source: the annotation of a GenBank genome assembly
AUGCAAAAUGAACAGCAUGAGCUUAAUGAAACCAAUAACUCUGUUUUAUUUGUUAAUAACCAAUUUCCAAAUCCGUAUGACGCUUUGGUUGGGCAUGAUAGCGUAGCUUCUAAUUCUGCUUCAUCGACUUUCUUUGAUAAUGGCUACAUCGAUUAUAUGGAAAAUGAAAAGCACAUAUAUAACCCUGAAUCGUUUGACAGUAAAAAUUUCGAUAACCAAACAUGUUCUAAUACACAGACAUAUGAAAUAGUGAAGAAUGUUGCUAUUGAGGACAUAUUUCCGCUUGAAACAGAACAACUCAGUCCAAGUUCUCACUCGGUUCAAGUUCUAUCUCUUCGUCUUACUCCAUCACUUAUCUAUAAUUCUGAAAAUGCCUCUAAUAGUUUUGAACCAUCUCAAUCGUACCUCUCUACAAGUAAUGAUAAAUCGGAUGACGAUUUGACUGUUCCUUUGAUACAAGAAAAACUAACAGCUCAUGAAACUAUACCUCCUAACUUACCUACCUACCUGACCCCAACUGCCUGUCCUGAAUUAAUAAAUAAAUUAGUAGAUUACAGUGAUACUGAUUCAGAAUCGGAAGAACCGGUUAUAAAAAGAAAGAAAAGGUGUCAAGUAAAGAAGGAAGAAUGGACUAGUGAAAUUAAUAAAAAGAAUAGAGAAAAGGGUAAAGAAUAUUGCGGUAAGAAAAAAGUUGAUGGAGAGUGGAAAAAAAAUAUAAAGAAACCAAAAAAGGUGUUGAAACCCCGGUGCAGUUGUAAGGAAAAGAGAAAUAGUGUUAUUCAGUGUCAUAGUAUUUCUGAAGAUGACAGAAAAAUAUUAUUUGAUAAGUUUUGGAAUAUGACUUGGGAUGAAAAACGUGGAUAA